This is a messenger RNA of Ascoidea rubescens DSM 1968, 1364 nucleotides long. Its product is annotated as NAD(P)-binding protein. Lineage: Eukaryota; Fungi; Ascomycota; Saccharomycetes; Ascoideales; Ascoideaceae. The record is from RefSeq and is a predicted model, not a curated record. Bases 216 to 1298 code for a protein of 360 amino acids. The transcript has a single exon. Gene Ontology annotation, molecular function: oxidoreductase activity, acting on the CH-OH group of donors, NAD or NADP as acceptor.
AUUCGUUGUUCACGUUUAAUUUUCUAAUACACAGAUAUGGGAUUGUUGCUCUGAGCUUUGUUCAAUUAACUUUCUCCAGUUUGUAUAUAAGGCUUCCUUGAUCCUGUGUUUUAGUUCUUGUUGCUCCUUAUUCUCUGGUUUUUUCGGCAGUAUCUUCUAAAUCUUCGACUUUAUCCUCAAUUCAUUCCAAUAAAUCUCUUCUAUUCUGAUUUAACAUGUCUUCAAAAUCAUCUGUCUUAGUUACCGGUGGUUCCGGUUUUGUUGCUUUACAUGUUAUUGACACAUUAUUAUCAAAAGGUUACACUGUUGUUGCCACUUUUAGAUCCAAAGAAAAAGCUGAUCCAGUUUUAGCUGGUUUCAACAAGAAAUACUCUGACUCAAUAAAGGGCAGACUAUCAUAUGUAAUUGUUAAGGACAUUACUCACAAAGAAGAAUUUGAUCAAGUUUUCAAGGCUGACAAAUCCAUCAAAUAUGUAAUUCACACAGCUGCUAACUUUUCUUUUGGUUUUAAUAAACCAUUGGAAGAAGUUUACUUGAAUCCUGCUCGUGAUGGUGCCUUGAAUGUAUUGAACAGUAUUGUGGAAUACGCUCCACAAGUCACUAAUGUUGUUGUAACUUCUUCUUUUGCUGCAAUCUUAAACGGUGACAAGCUUGGUGACAAAUCUUUUGUCCACACUGAAGAAACCUGGAAUCCAUUAAAUUGGGAUGAUCCUUCAAAUAAUAAUGAAAAUUCAGCUUAUGUUAUCUCAAAAAAGGUUGCUGAAAAGGCUUCGUGGGAUUUCGUCAAGGAAAAGAAACCAAACUUUCAAUUGACCUCAGUUAAUCCUCCCUUUAUCUUUGGUCCCCAAUUAUUUGAGGAUUCAUUAAAAAAUGAAACUCUAAAUACUUCUGCUGAAGUUAUCAACAAAUUGUUGAAAACGACUCCAAAGGAUGAUGAAACAGAUCCAGAACAAUUUAGCAAAAGAUUUCUACUUGCCGUUGAUGUUAGAGAUGUUGCUUUAUUCCACGUUUUGCCAUUGGAAAACUCCAAGUUAGAAGGUAAAAGAGAGUUUAUCGCUGAAUCAAAAUUUAGUGAUCAAAAAUUAUUAAAUUUAAUCAAUGAAAACUUUCCAGCUUUAAAUGGAAAAAUUGCAAAGGGUAUUCCAUCAAAUAUUGAUAAACUCGACAAAAAUAAUGUAUAUUAUGAUUCUAGCAAAACUUUGGAAUUAUCUGGUGUAAAAUUAAUUCCUCUAAAGAAAACUAUUGUUGAUAGCGUUAAUCAAAUUUUAGAUUAUAAAAAAAAACAUUCCACUUCAUAAGAGCCACAACCAAUUGCUGUUUUCCUUAAGUCGAGAAAAUAUCAAAUAAUUAUUUUUUAGUUUUAU